Messenger RNA from Tachysurus vachellii, 2084 nucleotides. It is a transcript of the gene hrh3, whose product is annotated as histamine receptor H3. The record is from RefSeq and is a predicted model, not a curated record. NCBI's taxonomy places the organism in Eukaryota, Metazoa, Chordata, Actinopteri, Siluriformes, Bagridae. The transcript has 3 exons. Bases 81 to 1511 code for a protein of 476 amino acids. Gene Ontology annotation, biological process: adenylate cyclase-activating adrenergic receptor signaling pathway. Gene Ontology annotation, molecular function: histamine receptor activity. Gene Ontology annotation, cellular component: membrane.
CGCGCAUCGGUCUCACACCUGAACACACGCGCUCGGGGGUACCGGUGCAUUGCCCAUGCCUCUACCUCUACCUCAGCAGUAUGCAGUCGUCACUGUUCGCCGUGGGUCACAGUUUCGGUCUCCCGACGCCCGUCUCCUCCGUGUGGAAGCCGUCCGCGGACGCGCCGCUCGCGCUGCUGCUCUCCAACUGGUCCGCGCCUGACAGAGCCAACGGCACCGCGGACGCGCUGGAGCACCGGCGGCGCGCGCUGUCCUACGGCCAGUUCUCGCAGAGCUCCGCGGUGCUCGUGACCGCGCUCAUGACGCUCCUGGUGUUCGCCACCGUGCUCGGGAAUGCGCUCGUCAUCCUGGCGUUCGUGGUGGAGAAAAGUUUACGCACCCAGGGCAACUUUUUCUUCCUUAAUCUGGCCAUAGCGGACUUUCUGGUCGGUGGGUUCUGCAUCCCGGUGUAUAUCCCUUACGUGCUGACGGGGGAAUGGAGGCUGGGCAGAGGUUUGUGUAAGCUGUGGCUUGUGGUGGACUACAUGCUGUGUACGGCAUCAGUGUUCAACAUCGUGCUCAUCAGCUUCGACAGGUUCCUCUCCGUCACCAGAGCCGUGAGCUACCGGUGCCAAAAGGGCGUGACCCGCGAGUCGGUACUGAAGAUGCUGUGCGUCUGGUUGGCCGCGUUCCUGCUCUACGGCCCGGCCAUCAUCAGCUGGGAACACAUCGCUGGGAAGAGUGUGGUUCCUCAUGGCGAGUGCUACGCCGAGUUCUACUUCAACUGGUACUUCCUGAUGACCGCCUCCACUGUAGAGUUCUUCACGCCUUUUAUAAGCGUCACCUACUUCAACCUCAGCAUCUACAUCAACAUUCGGAACCGCUGUGUGCUCAGAGAAGAGCGCUCCACCUGCGCUCACCUCAGGAGCGGGAGAACCAGAGAAGCCAAGCCGUUCUGCACCACAGAUGUCCAGCGUGUGUUUUUCGUCAGGCCGGCUGAAGAGAGCAGUGUUGUCGAGAACUCAUCGAGGUCUCGGUGUUGUCGUUUGUCUACAGCUACGGUGUCAGGAACCGAUUCGGAAAACGCCGGACGGACAACAAAGAGGAAAAUGAGCACCAUUCCGGACCUUCCACCUCUGCAGGUUGGGGACAUGGGGAACGAGACGGGUUUUAACUGCACCGGACAUUUGUGCGGAUCCCACAGGAACCGAGUGGACGUUUCGUCGAGUCUUGCCAGUCGCUUUCGGCUCUCAAGGGACAAAAAGGUGGCCAAGUCUCUGGCAGUGAUCGUGUGUGUGUUCGGCCUGUGCUGGGCUCCGUACACGCUCCUGAUGAUCAUCCGAGCCGCCUGCCACGGCCAGUGCGUUCAGCACUACCUGUACGAGAUCUCCUUCUGGCUUCUGUGGAUUAACUCGUCCAUCAAUCCCGUGCUCUAUCCGCUCUGCCACACCAGCUUCCGGAGGGCUUUCAGUAAACUGCUGUGUCCCAGUAAAAUAAAGAUCCAGCCGCAGUACAUGGACCAAAAGUACUAAAAGCAUUGAGAUGUGUCAGGUGUCCAUUUGUGCAGGUGAUGUUCAUGUCAGUAAUCUCUAUCAGUAUCGGAUUGAUGUAAAAGCUGUAGUACUGAUUGAACUUCUGUGUAUCCAUCGUGUCAUUUCGAGGUUUUUAGGUGAACAUGAAAAUCUCCAGUGUGGUGCAACUGAGUAGAGUUUCACAUAAGCAGUACUACAGGCAUCAAGAGUCAGCGUUAUGACAUCAUAGGACAUACAGCUGUGUAACAACAUACUCGGAGAUCACUAACAAUCCGAAAGUGUAGAUUAGGGGAAAAAAAGGAAAACAAUACAAUAACGUAACCCUUUAGAUUGUCUGAAGUUACAGUCGAAAGCAUGUUUCAUGGGGCAAAAAGUUUUUACUCUAUUUUGUACUUGAAAAUACCCUAAAACAUCAGAGCAGCAGAGAGGAUUCUCGAGCUGUUCGUGAGUAUAUCUGUGUAUCGCAUGUAAACAAUGUGCAUCAUUUAGAGUCACUUGUUCUCCAUGACUAAGAUCCUGUUAUUAUCUUAACAAUGGACCAUUUUUGUUACUUGUGAUAAAAAAGAAACAUCU